Messenger RNA from Loxodonta africana (African savanna elephant), 12800 nucleotides. RefSeq names its product dynein axonemal heavy chain 3 (gene DNAH3). Gene Ontology annotation, molecular function: dynein light intermediate chain binding; dynein intermediate chain binding; minus-end-directed microtubule motor activity. The transcript has 61 exons. The coding region runs from base 1 to 12402 and encodes 4133 amino acids. Gene Ontology annotation, cellular component: dynein complex. Gene Ontology annotation, biological process: microtubule-based movement. NCBI's taxonomy places the organism in Eukaryota, Metazoa, Chordata, Mammalia, Proboscidea, Elephantidae. The record is from RefSeq and is a predicted model, not a curated record.
AUGGAGGUCAUAAAUUCUCAGAUCCCUGAAAUUGAGGUCUAUAGCAGAGAAACAAGAUGCAGUGAUUUAAAUCAACAUUGCAAGUUCUUUAAGUUGAAAAUAGUAGGAUCAGUGGUUCCCAAACUCUUCAUGUUUGAGGUGGGGAUCCGGGCAUCUCCACUUUUAAUAAAGCUCCAUUGGCUGGGAAAGCUUUCCUGGGUUCCUAAAGAGUGGCUUCGUUUCCAUUUUCCACAGAUCUCAAGAGAUGACUCGAUACAUCACAUGAGCCACUCCCAGAAGCGGCCAGAGCUGCCCCCUCUGCCUGCUUCCGGCAACGAGGAACCGUCUGAACUCUAUCGGACUGUCAUGUCACACAGCUUUUAUCCCCCCUUGAUGCAACGUACAUCAUGGACUCUGGCUGCCCCUUUCAAAGAGCAGCAUCACCACCGUGGACCUAGCGACUCCAUUGCCAACAACUACUCCUUGAUGGCCCAGGACCUGAAGCUAAAGGGCCUGGUGAAGAGCUAUCAGCCAGUCACCAUCAAUGUCCCUAGGGAAAGGAACCUUCAGGGGCUGCCACCAGCUAGUGGAACCUCAGCAGAGCCCAACAAGAAGAAAAUGAAGUUGUCCUCCAGAGACAAAGAGGAAGCGACCCGGAUCAAGUUGGCCUGCCAUACCUCAAACUCUUCACUUAUGAAGGAGGUGGCGACAUCUUCAGACUUCCCACGAAGCAGACCAAUGAGUCCAGAAGAACAAAUUAAUGUGAUGUUACAGCAAGAGAUGGAAAUAGAACGUAAAGAACCCAAACCAUCUGACUCAGAUUUGGAGAGGUACUGUUAUUAUUUGACCAACGGGAUCCGGAGAGACAUGAUUGCCCCUGAGGAGGAAGAGGUGAUAACUCGGAUUUCAAAGCUGAUUUCUAACAAGCCGUUAACAAGCACCUUGGAAGCCCUGCUUGAGGGGCUCUUUGAGGAGAAGGAACAUGAUUACUACAGUAGCCUCAUGAAAAGCAUUGUUGAUUACAUCCUCAUGGAUCCAAUGGAGAGAAAAAGACUCUUCAUCAAGAGCAUCCCUCGCUUGUUUCCUCAAAGGGUCAUCCGGGCCCCUGUGCCCUGGCACAGUAUCUACAAGUCUGCCAAGAAGUGGAAUGAGGAGCAUCUGCACACAGUGAACCCCAUGAUGCUCAGCCUGAAAGAACUGUGGUUUUCAGAAUUUGCUGACCUCAGGUUUGUUCGAACAGCAGAAUUACUGGCGGGAAAAUUGCCUCUGCAGCCUCACCAAUACGAAAGUGUGAUCCAGAAACACUGCAUGGAUGCGCGUCAAGUUCUUCUCAGCAGGUGGGUCCCUACAUGUGCUAAGCUUUUUAUAUCGAGGAAGGAAGAGUGGGUCCAUUUUGCUCCCAAGAAUGACUAUGAGUCCUCUCGUAUCAUUGAGGAAUAUUUUGCUUCUGUUGCAUCCUUCAUGUCACUCCAGCUCAGGGAAUUGGUCAUCAAGUCUCUCGAGGACCUUGUUUCCUUCUUUAUGAUACACCAGGAUGGGAAUGAUUUCAAGGAGCCCUACCGAGAGAUGGAGUUCUUUAUGCCUCAGCUAAUCAUGAUCAAACUUGAAGUAAAUGAACCCGCUAUUGUCUUUAAGCCAUCUUUUGAUGACUGCUGGAAAUUAAUACACGACUCUUUCUUGGAAAUUAUUAGGAACUCUGAGAAGAUCCCCAAGGUGGAAUCUCUCCUGUUCCCAGAGCUGAAAGGAUAUAACCUGACUCUUGGGACUGUGAAUUCUGAAGAAAAAUUGGUUUCUGAUUUUGUGGAUCAAACUUUUGAGGUAUUUCAGAAAAACCAAGUUGGCCCUUACAAGUACUUAAAUGUAUACAAGAAAUAUGAUGAUUUAUUGGAUAACAUGGCAGAACAAAACAUCACUGCAUUCCUGAAAGAAAACCAUGAAAUUGAGGAUUUUGUGAAGAGGAUCAGUGAAAUUAAAAAGCUGAGAAAUGAAAUUGCAUCCAUGCACAUCACUGUGCCUUUGGCCAUGUUCUGCCUUGAUACCAUGACCCUAAAUUAUGAUCUCUGUGAGCGAGCCCAAAACCUUAAAGACCGGCUGAUUCAAUUCCAAGUGGAUGUAAACCGGGACACCAACACCAGCAUUUGUAAUCAGUACAGUGCCAUCGCAGACAAAGUCAGUGAGAUUCCCGCCAACACUGAGGAGCUGGUAUUCCUCAUUGAAUUCUUAAAGAAAUCCAGCGACGUCACCGUAUUCAGACUCAGGAGGCAACUUAGAGAUGCAAGUGAACGGCUAGAGUUUUUGCUGGACUAUGCAGACUUGCCCCAAGAGGAUAUCAAGUUGAACAGCACUCUGUUCCUCUGGCCAGAUCAGAUUGAAGAUAUCUUUGAAAACAGCCGAAACCUGCUCUUUAACAAGAGGGAUCAGGCAGAGAUGGACUUGAUUAAAAGGUGCUCAGAAUUUGAGUCAAAGCUUGAGGGCUACAACAAGGAACUGGAAGCUUUUAGGAAGCGUGAAGUGAUGACCACAGAAGAGAUGAAGAACAACGUUGAAAAGCUUAACGAGAUAUCAAAGAACCUGGAACAGGCGCUGGUGGAAUUUGAGUUGAUCAAUAAGGAGGAGGAGCUGUUGGAAAAAGAGAAGAGUACCUUCCCGCUUCUGCAAACCGUGAUGACCAACAAAGUGCCUUACGAGCAGCUGUGGGUGACGGCCUAUGAGUUCAGCACCAAAUCAGAGGAGUGGAUGAAUGGACCCCUCUAUUUACUGAAUGCUGAGGAAAUCGCAGAGGAAAUAGGGUCUAUGUGGAGGACGAUAUAUAAACUGACCAAGACCUUGGCUGACGUGCCAGCACCCAGGCGCUUAGCAGAGAAUGUGAAAAUCAAGAUCGAUAAGUUCAAGCAGAACAUUCCAAUUCUGAGCAUCGCCUGCAACCCAGGAAUGAAAGAACGGCACUGGCGACAGAUCAGUGAGAUUAUCGGCUAUGAAAUAAAGCCCAACGAAACGACUUGCCUCCUAAAUAUGCUGGAAUUGGGAUUUGGCAAAUUCAUUGAAAAACUGGAACCCAUUGGUGCAGCAGCCAGUAAAGAAUAUUCUUUGGAGAAAAACUUGGACAGAAUGAAGUUGGACUGGGUUAACAUGACGUUCAGUUUCGUGAAAUACAGAGAUACCGAUACAAGCAUCUUAUGUGCAGUUGAUGACAUUCAACUGCUACUCGAUGAUCACGUGAUAAAGACCCAGACCAUGUGUGGCUCGCCAUUCAUCAAACCGAUAGAAGCAGAAUGCCGGAAGUGGGAAGAAAAGCUAGUCCGUGUGCAGGAAAUUUUGGAUUCCUGGCUCAAGUGCCAAGCCACCUGGCUGUACCUGGAACCUAUCUUCAGUUCAGAGGACAUCAUAGCCCAGAUGCCAGAAGAGGGCAGGAAAUUUGCCAUCGUUGAUGGUUACUGGAAGUCAAUCAUGUCCCAAGCGGUAAAAGAUUCCAGGGUUCUGAUGGCAGCUGACCAGCCCCGGAUGAAUGAGAAGCUUCAAGAAGCUAACCUUCUGUUGGAUGACAUCCAGAGGGGGCUAAAUGAUUACUUGGAGAAGAAGAGACUAUUUUUCCCCAGGUUCUUCUUCCUGUCAAAUGAUGAACUGCUGGAGAUCUUAUCAGAGACAAAGGACCCACUCCGAGUCCAGCCACACUUGAAGAAGUGCUUUGAGGGAAUUGCCAAGCUGAACUUUACAGAAAACAUGGAAAUCGAGGGCAUGAUCAGCUCGGAAAAAGAAACCGUUCCAUUCAAACAGAAAAUCUACCCAGCUAAAGCCAAAGGCAUGGUGGAGAAGUGGCUCCAGCAGGUGGAGCAGAUGAUGCUGGCCAGUAUGCGAGAGGUCAUUAGACUUGGGAUUGAAGCAUAUGCCAAGGUGCCUCGUAAUUCCUGGGUCUUGCAGUGGCCUGGCCAGGUGGUUAUCUGCGUCUCUUCCAUCUUUUGGACCCAGGAGGUGUCCCAAGCCCUGGUCGAAAACACCCUUCCAGAUUUUCUGCAAAAGAGCAAUGAUCAGAUUGCACAAAUUGUCCAGCUGGUGCGAGGAAAGCUGAGCAGUGGGGCUCGGCUCACUCUUGGGGCCCUCACGGUCAUCGAUGUCCAUGCUCGUGACGUGGUGGCCAAGUUAUCUGAGGACAAGAUUUCUGAUCUGAACGACUUCCAGUGGAUCUCCCAGCUGCGCUACUACUGGGACACCAAGGAUGUGAAGGUGCAGAUGAUAACUACAGAAGCCUUGUAUGGCUAUGAGUACCUGGGCAACUCCCCCCGACUGGUGAUUACUCCCCUCACUGACCGCUGCUACAGGACACUGAUGGGAGCUUUGAAGCUGAACCUUGGGGGCGCUCCAGAGGGCCCAGCUGGGACAGGCAAGACAGAAACCACCAAAGAUCUGGCCAAAGCUUUGGCCAAGCAGUGUGUGGUCUUCAACUGCUCUGAUGGUUUGGAUUACAAAGCCAUGGGGAAGUUCUUCAAGGGGCUGGCCCAGGCUGGAGCAUGGGCCUGCUUUGAUGAGUUCAACAGGAUUGAGGUAGAAGUGCUGUCUGUGGUAGCUCAACAGAUUCUCAGCAUUCAGCAAGCCAUUAUCCGGAAGCUAAAGACAUUCAUCUUUGAAGGCACUGAACUCUCUCUGAACCCAACCUGUGCCGUCUUCAUCACCAUGAACCCUGGGUAUGCUGGCAGGGCUGAGCUGCCAGAUAACCUCAAGGCCUUGUUCAGAACAGUGGCCAUGAUGGUGCCAGAUUACGCCCUGAUUGGAGAAAUCUCCCUCUACUCUAUGGGGUUUCUGGACUCUAGAAGUCUUGCCCAGAAGAUUGUCGCAACCUACCGCCUAUGCUCGGAGCAGCUCUCUUCCCAGCACCACUAUGACUAUGGCAUGCGUGCUGUCAAGUCUGUGCUCACUGCUGCAGGCAACCUGAAGCUCAAGUAUCCAGAGGAGGAUGAGAGUGUCCUGCUACUCCGGGCCUUGCUUGAUGUCAACCUAGCCAAGUUCUUGGCUCAAGAUGUCCCUCUUUUUCAGGGCAUUAUAUCAGAUUUGUUUCCUGGAGUCGUUCUUCCAAAGCCAGACUAUGACGUUUUCAUGGAGGUGCUGAAUGAGAACAUCAGAAAGAUGAAACUGCAGCCAGUACCUUGGUUUAUUGGGAAAAUUAUUCAGAUCUACGAGAUGAUGCUGGUGAGACAUGGCUACAUGAUUGUCGGAGACCCCAUGGGCGGCAAGACCUGUGCUUAUAAAGUGUUGGCUGCAGCUCUGGGUGAUUUAUAUGCAGCCAACCAGAUGGAGGAGUUUGCCGUGGAGUACAAGGUCAUCAACCCCAAGGCUAUCACCAUGGGGCAACUCUAUGGGUGCUUUGACCCAGUGAGCCAUGAGUGGACAGACGGUGUCCUUGCCAACGCUUUCCGAGAACAAGCAUCUUCAGUAUCUGACGACCGCAAGUGGAUUAUAUUUGAUGGGCCAGUGGAUGCUGUUUGGAUUGAAAAUAUGAACACUGUUCUAGAUGACAAUAAAAAGCUGUGCUUAAUGAGUGGAGAGAUUAUCCAAAUGAGCCCCAAGAUGAGUCUGGUCUUCGAGCCAGCUGACCUCGAGCAGGCCUCACCGGCCACUGUGAGCAGGUGUGGGAUGAUCUACAUGGAGCCCCAUCAGCUAGGCUGGAAGCCCCUGAAGGACUCCUACAUGGACACCCUGCCCUCCAGCCUCACUGAGGAGCACAAGGCAUUGGUUGAUGACAUGUUCAUGUGGCUCGUCCAGCCCUGCCUGGAUUUUACCCGCCUUCAGUGUAGAUUUGUGGUCCAAACGUCUCCCAUCCACCUUGCCUUCUCGAUGAUGAGACUGUACUCCUCUCUGCUUGAUGAAAUCAGGGAUGUACAAGAGGAGGAAAGUGAAUUAUUUGAAGGUCUGACAAGCCAACAGAUCUUCCUCUGGCUGCAAGGCCUGUUCCUCUUUGCCUUGGUGUGGACUGUGGCUGGCACCAUCAACGCGGACAGCAGAAAGAAAUUUGAUGUGUUUUUCCGCAACUUGAUUAUGGGCAUGGAUGACAACCACCCGAGGCCCAAAAGUGUCAAACUCACCAAAAAUAACAUCUUUCCAGAAAGAGGAAGCAUCUACGACUUUUAUUUUCUCAAGCAAGGUAGUGGACAUUGGAACGCUUGGACAGAGUAUAUCACCAAAGAGGAGGAAACUAUCCCAGCUAAUGCAAAGGUCUCAGAACUCAUCAUCCCCACAAUGGAAACGGCCCGGCAGACCUUCUUCUUGAAAACCUACUUGGAUCAUGAGAUUCCAAUACUGUCUGUGGGUCCCACAGGCACUGGCAAAUCAGCUAUCACCAACAAUUUCCUUCUCCGCCUUCCCAAAAACAUCUACCUGCCCAACUGCAUCAACUUCUCUGCCAGAACUUCAGCCAAUCAGACCCAGGAUAUCAUCAUGUCCAAGCUGGAUCGGCGGAGGAAAGGCCUUUUUGGACCUCCCAUAGGGAAGAAAGCGGUGGUGUUUGUGGAUGACCUCAACAUGCCAGCCAAAGAGGUGUAUGGGGCCCAGCCCCCCAUCGAGCUCUUGAGGCAAUGGAUUGACCACGGUUACUGGUUUGAUAAGAAGGACACAAACAGGCUGGACAUCGCAGAUGUGUUGCUUGUGACAGCUAUGGGGCCACCCGGGGGAGGAAGGAAUGACAUUACUGGACGAUUCACUCGCCAUCUGAAUAUCCUUUCCAUCAAUGCCUUUGAGGAUGACAUUUUAACUAAGAUUUUCAGUUCUAUCGCUGACUGGCACUUUGGGAAAGGGUUUGAUGUCAUGUUCUUAAGGUACGGAAAGAUGUUGGUGCAAGCUACUAUGACAAUUUAUAAAGCUGCAGUAGAGAAUUUCUUGCCAACUCCCUCCAAGUCACAUUACGUCUUUAACCUGCGGGACUUCUCACGGGUGAUCCAAGGGGUACUGCUCUGCCCUCAUACCCACCUGCAGGAUGUAGAAAAAUUUAUCCGGCUUUGGAUCCAUGAGGUUUAUCGAGUCUUCUAUGACCGUCUGAUUGACCAGGAGGACAGACAGGUCUUCUUCAACAUGGUGAAAGAAACCACUGCCAAUUACUUACCUUUCUCACAGGUCCUCAUCCACCUGUCACCCACUGGAAAGAUCGUCGAUGAUAACAUUCGUAGCCUCUUCUUUGGAGAUUUCUUCAAACCAGAGAGUGACCAGAAAAUCUAUGAUGAGAUCACCGACCUGAAACAGCUCACAGUGGUCAUGGAAUAUUAUCUGGAAGAGUUCAACAACAUCAGCAAGGCCCCCAUGUCCUUGGUCAUGUUCAGGUUCGCCAUUGAGCACAUCUCCCGGAUUUGCAGGGUCCUGAAGCAGAACAAAGGCCACUUGCUUCUGGUGGGCAUUGGGGGCAGCGGGCGGCAGAGUGCCACCAAACUGUCCACAUUCAUGAAUUCAUACGAGCUAUACCAGAUUGAGAUCACCAAGAACUACACAGGCAAUGACUGGAGAGAGGACUUAAAGAAGAUCAUGCUCCAGGUCGGUGUGGCCACCAAAAGUACCGUGUUCCUCUUUGCUGAUAACCAGAUCAAGGAUGAGUCAUUCGUUGAGGACAUCAACAUGCUUCUGAACACAGGUGAUGUACCCAACAUCUUCCCAGCUGACGAGAAGGCUGACAUUGUGGAAAAGAUGCAAAUGGCAGUCAGGACAGAAGGAGAGAAGAUUGAAAUCACCCCUCUCUCUAUGUAUAACUUCUUUAUUGAAAGAGUGAAAAAGAACCUUCACAUUGUCCUUGCCAUGAGCCCAAUUGGGGACGCCUUCCGGAACCGCCUGCGGAUGUUCCCUUCGCUGAUCAACUGCUGCACAAUUGAUUGGUUCCAGUCCUGGCCCACAGAUGCCCUGGAGUUAGUGGCCAACAAAUUUCUGGAAGAUGUGGAGCUUGAUGACGACGUUCGGGCAGAGGUUGUCUCCAUGUGCAAAUAUUUUCAGGAGAGCGUGAGGAAUCUGUCCCUCGAUUAUUACAACACGUUGCGCAGACACAACUAUGUAACCCCUACCUCCUACCUCGAAUUGAUUCUGACCUUCAAGACACUCCUGAAUAGCAAGAGACAAGAGGUUGAUACAAUGAGGAACCGCUACCUGACAGGCCUUCAGAAACUUGAUUUUGCAGCUUCACAGGUGGCAGUCAUGCAAAUAGAACUGACUGCACUUCAGCCUCAGCUCAUUCAGACCUCUGAGGAGACCGCUAAGAUGAUGGUGAAAAUUGAAGCGGAGACGAAAGAAGCUGAUGCCAAGAAGCUUCUCGUGCAGGCCGAUGAAAAAGAAGCCAAUGCUGCUGCUGCGAUUGCUCAAGGAAUCAAGAACGAAUGUGAGGGAGACCUGGCAGAGGCGAUGCCAGCACUGGAGGCCGCACUAGCCGCGCUCGACACCCUGAACCCUGCAGACAUCUCCCUGGUGAAGUCAAUGCAGAACCCCCCUGGCCCGGUCAAGCUGGUCAUGGAGAGCAUUUGUGUCAUGAAAGGGCUGCGACCAGAGAGGAAGCCAGACCCCGGUGGCUCUGGUAAGAUGAUAGAAGAUUUCUGGGGGGUGUCAAGAAAGAUUCUUGGAGAUCUGAAAUUCUUGGAGAGUCUUAAGACAUACGAUAAAGACAACAUCCCCUCAACCGUCAUGAAGAGGAUCCGGGAAAAGUUUAUCGAUCACCCAGAUUUCCAACCAGCUGUCAUUAAAAAUGUGUCAUCGGCCUGUGAAGGCCUAUGCAAGUGGGUGAGGGCCAUGGAGGUAUACGACCGCGUGGCCAAAGUGGUGGCUCCCAAACGGGAGCGGCUGAAGGAGGCUGAGGGGAAGUUGGACGCACAGAUGCAGAAACUGAACCUGAAGCGGGCAGAGCUGAAGCUGGUGGAAGACCGCCUGCAGGCCCUGAAUGAUGACUUUGAAGACAUGAACCUCAAGAAAAAUGCCUUGGAGGAAAACAUUGAAAUCUGCUCCCAAAAGCUAAUCAGGGCAGAGAAGCUGAUCAGUGGUCUUGGGGGAGAGAAGGACAGAUGGACAGAAGCUGCCCGGCAGUUGGGGAUCCGCUAUAUUAACCUGACAGGGGAUGUGUUGGUGUCCUCGGGGACCGUGGCUUACCUGGGUGCCUUUACAGUGGAUUAUCGGACCAAGUGCCAAAAGCAGUGGUUGGAGCACUGCAAGGAGAAGGUCAUCCCUGGCUCCGCUGACUUUAGUCUCAGCAACACAUUAGGGGAUCCCGUAAAAAUCCGGGCCUGGCAGAUUGCUGGGCUGCCCAUUGACUCCUUCUCCAUUGACAAUGGCAUCAUUGUGUCCAAUUCCAGACGCUGGGCCUUAAUGAUUGACCCUCAGGGGCAGGCCAAUAAGUGGAUUAAGAACAUGGAGAAAGCUAAUAAGCUGUCUGUCAUCAAGUUCACUGAUGCCAACUAUAUGAGAACACUGGAAAACGCUUUGCAAUUUGGCACCCCUGUCUUACUUGAAAACAUCGGAGAAGAGCUGGAUGCCUCCAUUGAACCCAUCUUGCUCAAGGCAACAUUCAAGCAGCAGGGGGUUGAAUAUAUGAGGCUGGGCGAAAAUAUCAUUGAAUACUCCAAGGAUUUUAAGUUAUACAUCACAACCCGUUUGAGGAACCCACAUUACCUCCCUGAAGUCGCCGUGAAAGUCUGUCUCCUUAACUUCAUGAUCACCCCCUUGGGUCUCCAAGAUCAACUCCUUGGCAUUGUGGCUGCCAAGGAGAAGCCAGAACUGGAAGAGAAGAAGAACCAGUUGAUUGUGGAAAGUGCCAAGAACAAGAAGCAGCUAAAGGAAAUUGAAGAUAAAAUCUUGGAGGUCCUCUCCCUGUCCGAGGGCAACAUCCUUGAGGAUGAAACUGCCAUCAAAGUUUUGUCUUCCUCUAAAGUGCUGUCUGAAGAAAUAUCUGAGAAACAGGAAAUUGCUUCUGUGACAGAAAUGCAGAUUGAUGAGACUCGGAUGGGCUACAAGCCAGUGGCUGUUCAUUCUGCCACCAUCUUCUUUUGCAUCUCUGACCUGGCCAACAUCGAGCCGAUGUACCAGUACUCCCUGACAUGGUUCAUAAACCUGUAUGUUCAGUCCCUGGCUAACAGCAGGAAAAGUGAUGAGCUAGACCUACGUAUCGAGUACAUCAUUGAACAUUUCACCCUGAGCAUUUACAACAACGUUUGCCGCUCUCUGUUUGAGAAGGACAAACUGCUCUUCUCCUUCCUCCUGACCAUCGGCAUCAUGAAAGAGAAAAAGCAAAUUAAUGAGGAAAUUUGGUACUUCCUUCUAACUGGAGGCAUUGCCCUGGAUAACCCCUUCCCCAACCCAGCUCCUGAAUGGCUGUCUGAGAAGGCAUGGUCGGAAGUUGUCCGUGCAUCCGCAUUACCCAAACUGAAAGGCCUAAUGGAAAGUUUUGAACAAAAUGUUGAGGAUUGGAAACUUAUCUAUGACUCAGCCUGGCCCCAUGAGGAGACAUUUCCCGGACAGUGGAAGUUCAUUCAAGGACUAGAGAGGAUGGUGAUCCUUCGAUGUUUGCGGCCUGACAAAAUUAUUCCAGCUGUUCGGGAGUUCAUUGCUGAACACAUGGGAAAGGUAUACGUUGAACCUCCUACUUUUGAUCUGCAGGGUUCCUACGAUGAUUCCAGUUGUUGUGCACCGUUGAUUUUCGUGUUGUCUCCAGGUGCAGACCCAAUGGCAGGCUUGUUGAAGUUUGCUGAUGAUCUUGGCAUGGGAGGUGCCAAAACACAGACCAUCUCCCUUGGCCAAGGCCAAGGCCCUAUUGCUGCCAGAAUGAUCAACACUGCCAUCAAAGAUGGGACAUGGGUGGUUUUACAGAACUGCCAUCUGGCCACAAGCUGGAUGCCUACACUGGAGAAGAUCUGUGAGGAGGUGAUCGUUCCUGAGAGCACCAACAUCCGAUUCAGACUCUGGCUAACUAGCUAUCCAUCAGAGAAGUUUCCAGUCAGCAUUCUCCAGAAUGGGAUCAAAAUGACCAAUGAGCCUCCCAAAGGGCUCCGGGCCAACCUUUUGCGCUCCUACCUCAAUGACCCUAUCUCAGACCCUGUAUUCUUCCAAAGCUGCACCAAGGCAGUAAUGUGGCAAAAGCUUUUGUUUGGCCUUUGUUUCUUCCAUGCCAUCGUUCAAGAGAGGAGAAACUUUGGACCCCUGGGUUGGAAUAUCCCUUAUGAGUUCAACGAAUCUGACUUGAGGAUUAGUAUGCGGCAGACCCAGAUGUUUCUGAAUGAAUAUAAGGAGGUGCCAUUUGAUGCUCUGAUCUACCUUACAGGGGAAUGUAAUUAUGGUGGCAGAGUGACGGAUGACAAAGACAGGCGUCUCCUGCUGUCCCUUCUGUCCACAUUCUACUGUAAGGAAAUUGAGCAGGACCAUUACUACCUCGCUCCUGGAGACACUUACUAUAUCCCUGCCCAUGGCACCUACCAGUCCUACAUCGAGUACCUCAGGGGCCUCCCCAUCACAUCCCACCCAGAAGUAUUCGGUCUCCACGAGAAUGCCGACAUCACCAAGGACAAUCAGGAAACCAACCAGCUGUUUCAGGGGGUGCUGCUGACCCUCCCUAGGCAGUCAGCAGGGAGUGGCAAGUCCCCUCAGGAAGUGGUUGAGGAGCUGGCCCAGGAUGUACUCUCCAAGCUUCCCAAGGACUUUGACCUGGAAGUGGUCAUGAAGUUGUACCCUGUGGUCUAUGAGGAGUCCAUGAACACCGUCCUGAGGCAGGAGCUCAUCAGAUUCAACAGGUUGACCAAAGUGGUUCGCAGAAGCCUCAUUGAUCUUGGCCGAGCCAUCAAAGGGCAGGUCCUGAUGUCCUCGGAGCUCGAGGAUGUCUUCAAUAGUAUGCUUGUGGGUAAAGUGCCUUCCAUGUGGGCAGCCAAGUCUUACCCAUCGCUGAAGCCCCUGGGGGGUUAUAUCACUGACCUGCUGGCCCGCCUGACCUUCUUCCAGGAAUGGAUUGACAAGGGGCCCCCUGUGGUCUUUUGGAUCUCUGGAUUCUACUUCACACAGUCUUUUUUGACGGGCGUCUCCCAGAAUUAUGCCCGGAAAUACACCAUCCCCAUUGAUCACAUCGGAUUUGAGUUUGAGGUGACCAAACAAGAAACAGCCAUGGAGUGUAAUCCAGAAGAUGGGGCCUACAUAAAAGGGCUGUUUUUAGAAGGUGGCCGUUGGGACAGGACAACAAUGCAGAUCGGGGAGUCUCUCCCCAAAAUCCUGUACGACCCACUGCCCAUCAUUUGGCUGAAACCUGGGGACAGUGCCACGUUUCUGCAUAAGAACAUUUACGUGUGUCCAGUCUACAAAACAAGUGCUCGGAGAGGCAUUCUCUCCACCACCGGCCACUCCACCAACUAUGUCCUCUCCAUUGAGCUCCCGACAGACAGGCCCCAGAAGCACUGGAUAAACCGAGGGGUAGCCUCAUUGUGCCAGCUGGAUGACUGACAGCAUCUGUCUCAGUUCAGAAAAUAAAAACCACUUCACUCUUGACUACAUCCUGGUUUUCCUUUCUUGAGAGGCACAUGGUAUGAGAUGAUGGUGAUGAUAUUAAUAGAGCACUUGCUAUGAGCCAGGUGUUUCACAGCAACCCUAUAAAGUAUUAUUAUUAUACUCAUUUUAUGGCUACAGAAACCAUAUACAGAGAAGGUAAGUAAUUUCCACAAAUCAGACAGCUACCAAGUGUUGGAGUCUGGAUUUUAACACAGAGAGUGGGACUCGGCAACCAGGACUUCCCAUUUGACUAAGCUCCCUUGAGGUUAUUUAUUUUUUUUUUCCUAUUAUUUUGCUGUAACUACCAUUGAAUUCAGUUGCUUCUUUCCUAGUCUAUGGAAGCUAAAAUUGGG